Messenger RNA from Closterium sp. Naga37s-1, 934 nucleotides. NCBI's taxonomy places the organism in Eukaryota, Viridiplantae, Streptophyta, Zygnematophyceae, Desmidiales, Closteriaceae. The record is from the annotation of a GenBank genome assembly.
ACCCUCCAGCAGGAGGUGUGGCGCCGCUCGCCAGUCUUCUCCUUCCCACGCUACGCCUACUUUCAGUACGCCGAGAUCUCUGCAGCAUAUGCUUCAUUCCGCAAGCAGCAUGCCUGCGAGCCCACCCUCGCUGACCUCUCAGCUGCUACCAGCCUCUCGCCCCAACGGAUCCCUGGCAGGUGGGUCUGAGAGUGUUAAUGAGAACAGGGAUGAGAAUAGGGAUGAGAAGAGGGAUGAGAAGAGGGAUGAGAACAGGGAUGAGAAGAGGGAUGAGAACAGGGAUGAGAAGAGGGAUGAGAAGAGGGAUGAGAACAGGGAUGAGAACAGGGAUGAGAACAGGGAUGAGAACAGGGAUGAGAACAGGGAUGAGAACAGGGAUGAGAAUAGGGAUGAGAAUAGGGAUGAGAACAGGGAUGAGAACAGGGAUGAGAACAGGGAUGAUGCUUGGGAUUAUGGGAGCACGCAGGUAGCACAUGAUGCAACCCCACUCACUCCUCCUCCCUCCCCGCCAGCACACACACUGAGACAUUCUCCGCAGACAAAGCGGACCCCUGGCAGGGAUGAGACUUGUGAUUAUGGGAGCACGCAGGUAGCACAUGAUGCAACCCCACUCACUCCUCCUCCCUCCCCGCCCGCACACACACUGAGACAUUCUCCCGCAGGCAAAACGGACAAAGCGGACCCCUGGCAGCAUCUACUGGACUCUGCUUUUGAGUCGACUCAAAAGCAACCCCCCCUCCUUCUACUCCUCCCGUUAUUCUCCUCCUGUUCUUCCCCGCCCAACAGCAUCUACUGGACUCGGAGCACCUGGUCCUCCUCUCACAUGCUCUCUCCUCCCUCGACCCGCACCGCCGCCUCAUUCUGGAGCUUCGGUUUGGCCUUAGGGGAUCUCGCCAAGUAUCACAAGAGGAGAUUGCUGCAGCAUUGGGGAUGA